Messenger RNA from Diplodia corticola, 504 nucleotides. Its product is annotated as cystathionine beta-synthase. The record is from RefSeq and is a predicted model, not a curated record. The transcript has 2 exons. Lineage: Eukaryota; Fungi; Ascomycota; Dothideomycetes; Botryosphaeriales; Botryosphaeriaceae. Bases 1 to 504 code for a protein of 167 amino acids.
AUGGCCGCUAGCACAAUGACCGCCGGUACGCCUAACGGGGUUCCAUCUGCGACGACGUCCCUGUGGGCCAACAAAUAUCGUGGGGCCACGGUCGAAGACCUGGACCCGCCGUCUGCUCUGUCUGUCUCCCCCACCGACCCAGUCUCGCACGCGCUCAUGUCGGCCUUCGAGCGUGACUACACGCACUUGACCGUCCUAUCGCCGGAAAACCGUGCGCUGCUCGGCUAUCUCAACAUCCCCCGACUCAAAGAGCAGCUCAAGGAGGGAAAGGUCCAGGACACAAGCCCUGUCAGAGAUGCCAUGCAGCGCUUCCGCCGGAAAGGCCGCGUUUACAAGGUCAUCACGAUGGACACGCCGCUCGAAGAGCUGGAGGAAUUCUUCGAGGGCAAAGGUACGGAGGGCCAGAAGCAGGACUUCGCGGUUGUGACAGAUGCGAGCAGGCGCUUCGUUCUGGGAGUAGCCACCAGGUCUGACCUGGAGGAGUUCGUGAAGAGAAGACCCUAA